AAAAGCAUCGAGGUUACUGACCGUCACGCGUUGCCAUAUGUUCUUCGACCGCUUAUAGUCACGGCUUCACUGCGCCGAACGCACAUUUCUGCCCCUCCUCCGCCGGCUGCUGCGUCCAUGGCGACGACGCCCCAUCGCCAUAUGAUCGGCUACCGACAAGGGAAUACGUCCAUCCACUUCGUGCUCGCGCUGCUUCUCGUCGCCCCCCGAUGCGGUGCCCAGUCCUCAGCCAUGAGCCAAAACUACUAUGGCCAGACCAACCCCUCCAACAUCAGCCCCUCGAUAGCCACCGUCAUCGUCGUCCUCAUCAGCGCCUUCUUUUUCCUCGCCUUCUUCUCCUUCUACAUCCGCCAGUGCGCCGGCGCAUCAGUCGCCGUCCAUCAACGGGACGGCGUUGCAGGGCGGGUUCGGUCGGGGCGACGAAGUGGGCCGACAGGGCUGAGCGUGGAGGUUCUGGAGACGUUUCCGAUGAUGGCGUAUGCGGAGGCGAAGGCGCUCAAGGUGGGGAGGGGCGCGCUCGAGUGCGCGGUGUGCCUCAGUGAGUUCGAAGACGAUGAGGCACUCCGCCUCCUCCCCGGCUGCUACCACGUCUUCCAUCCCGACUGCAUAGACGCCUGGCUCGCCUCCCACAUCACCUGCCCCGUCUGCCGCUACGACCUCUCCGUCGCCUCUCUCGAGCCGCCCCUUGCCAUCUCCACCGCAGACCCGACGCCCGAGAACGCUGACCCACUGCCGGAUCACGUGGUUGUCACUGAUCGGGCCCCGACGGACCAGGAAGCGAUCGAGUUGGCCCGGAUCGGAAGCGAGAGGCGGGAGGCGCGGUCCAGACGUGGGCGACGGUCGGCGAAGCUCCCGCGAUCUCACUCGACCGGGCACUCCUUGGUGCAGUCCGGGGAUGGGCAGAGGGAAGACGUCGACAGAUACACGUUGAGGUUGCCUGAUCACAUACGGCAGGAGAUCUUCGCGGCCCGAAAGUUCCACCGGUCCGCAAGCUGCGUCGCGUUCCCGGUCGCCGGGGAGGGGAGCUCGCGGCCAGGGUACUGCGGCGGCGCCGCGGAAGGGGAAGGGAGCAACCGCGUCGCUAGGAGCGUGCGGCUAGGGAUUUCGGACCGGUGGCCCUCCUUCCUCAUCCGGACACUCUCGUUGACAGUCCCAGCGUGGAAGAGAGGGGAGGGAGAGGGGUCGGCGAAGAAGGCGGAGGCAGAGGGCUCCUCGAGGGGGAGGUUCGGCGGCGUGAGAACGCCCUUCGACUGCCUCGGAGGCGGCGGCGCAAGGUUCAACGUUCCCGGCGACGAGCGGGGCCCUGCGCAGUGACCCGCCCAGUUUGCUCGAGUCGGCAUCAAUUUUGGUAAGUGUCCCAUCUCGAUCUUUUCCUAAUAUAAACCAAACAUAAGGAUGACGUGACGAUUCAUGGAUCGUCCGUUUUGAGUAAUCCACGGCGGAGGUUGAUGCUUAAGACUUGCAUGUAAAUGAAAUGCCACACAUUACGCAAGCUUUAACACAUCUCCUCCUCUGUUGGGAGACAUGGUUUUUUUGUUGAUAUAUAGUUUGGAUUAGGAAGGAUACUACUAAUAUGUGUACGUUAUGUUUUCGUGUACAUGGAGUUAUUAGGGAAUGAAUGGGCUGAAUUAUGUGCGGUUGAUUGGAA
Molecule: messenger RNA, 1648 nt
Organism: Musa acuminata AAA Group (dessert banana)
Lineage: Eukaryota; Viridiplantae; Streptophyta; Magnoliopsida; Zingiberales; Musaceae
Product: E3 ubiquitin-protein ligase ATL31-like
Exons: 1
Coding region: 118-1314 (398 amino acids)
Source: RefSeq, a predicted model, not a curated record